Centruroides sculpturatus (bark scorpion) is the source of this 663-nucleotide messenger RNA. RefSeq lists its product as uncharacterized. The record is from RefSeq and is a predicted model, not a curated record. Lineage: Eukaryota; Metazoa; Arthropoda; Arachnida; Scorpiones; Buthidae. The coding region runs from base 1 to 663 and encodes 220 amino acids. The transcript is spliced from 2 exons.
AUGAAUAUGUGGUUGAAAACUGGCAAGCAUCAUUCCAUGGAUGCGGGAACUAGUUUCACUACUACUAUUGAAAAUGAACCAGAUGUUAGUACCAAAAAGUCGUCUGGUGAUUCAGAUAUACCCAUUCGUAAAAAGCAAAAGUAUAAUGAAGAAUACACAAAAUUUGGUUUUACAUGGAUUGGUAAUGAAAAUGAACCAAAAUGGUUAUGCAUUGAAUGUGAACAUGUGAUGCACAACAGCAGUUUAAAUCCCGCAAAACUGAAAAGACAUUUGGAAACGAAUCAUCCAACUUUACAAAAUAAAAUUCGUCUUUGUGAAGUAGAAAAUGAAGCUCGAUCCGCGAGAUUGUAUAGAUUAUUACUGCAAUCAAGCAGGAGGAGCGAUACUGAUACACGAUUUUUCAUUAUUUACACGACAAUUCGGAAAAGAACUUAUUUUGCUGGACUGCAAAUACAGAGAGGAUACGGAUUUUUCGUGGAUUUAUUUCGUAAAUCUAUUCCUAUUCUUAGUGAAGUAGGAAAGUAUCUAGGGAGCAAAGCUUUAAAAUUUGCAUCGAAUGUCGAUCCAGAUGUAAUUGGAGGGAAGUCGUUUAAAGAAUCUACAAAAAAUCGUUUUAAACAUGUACGAUCUGAAAUUAAAAAAGACGUGCUUAAAAAAGUGUAG